AUGCCAUUACAAAUCUUAUUCAUAUUUCUUCUAACUCCUACAUUAGCCUUGAAUCUUCUUGAUUUAUGUCAAUCAGGAAUUCGUGAUGAUGGUUCAAGUUAUGUUCAUUGUGCACGAAAAUCACUUUCAGAAAUCCCAGACUUUUCAUCUCAUCGUUUAUUUAAUUUAGCAUUCGAUGAACUUAUUCUAUCCGAUAAUGCGAUAACACAUAUACACGCAAAUGCAUUUCAGAGUUUACGUAUUAAACGUUUAAUUAUGUCGGGCAAUCGUUUAAAAUCUAUCGAUAAAAAUGCAUUUCGUGAAUUAGAAAAUUAUCUUGAACAAUUAACAUUAGAAUUUGAUUCAUCAAUUGUUGAUACAAUACCAGAAGCAAUUAAAACGAACUUAGCUAACAUAAGAAGUUUAACAUUAACUGGUUUAAAUUUACGAAUAUUAUCAAUAAAUACAUUUGAACAAAUGAAAAAAUUAGAAAUUUUAUCAUUAAAAUCCUGUAAUUUACAAGCAAUUGAAAAUAAUGCAUUUCAAUCGAUUGAAAAACAAUUACGACAUUUAUAUCUUGAUCAUAAUCAAUUUGAUAAUCGUAUAUCAUUAGUAAUAAAUCAUUUAAUAACACUGGAAACAUUAUCAUUAUCGCAUAACCGCAUCAACCAAUAUGAAACAAAUGUAAAUAAUAAAAAUCUUCGAUAUUUAGAUUUAUCAUAUAAUGGUCUAAUGAAAUUAACAAUAACAAAUAUGACUAGUUUACAAAUCUUAAAUGUACAAAAUAAUCUUUUAACAUCAGAAAAUAUUAAUGGUUUAAUACCAAAUCAAUUGAAAGAAUUAAUACUUGAUUUUAAUUCCAUAAGAAUAUUUAAUAAAAAUUUAAUAACACCAAAUAAUUCAUUAGAAACUUUAUCAUUACAAAGUAAUGAUUUUUUAUUAAAUAAUUCAAAUACUUUUCAACAUUUAUAUAAACUUAAACGAUUGAAUUUAGCAAGAAAUAACAUCAAAACAAUACCGAAAGGUUUAUUCAAAUUCACUCGUUCACUUGAACAUUUAAACAUGGAUCGUAAUCCUUUACUACCAUUGUCGACCGAUACAUUUUCUGGUAUUGAAUCAUCAUUACGUAAUAUAAGUUUUCAAUCAUGUUCAUUAACAUCAAAUUCUCUACCGGCAUUUGCUCGUUUAAUAAAUCUUGAACGUUUAAAACUUCAAUCAAAUUUAUUAACUGAAAUCAAACCAGAUAAUUUAUUUUCAUUAAUGUCACAACUAAUUGCGAUUGAUUUACAACGUAAUCAAUUAACAGAAAUACCUUCAGCAUAUCCAUUAACAUUACGUGAAUUUGAAUUAGGUAAUAAUCGUUUAACAACAUUGCCAUUUAAUAAUGAAACAUUCAAUAAACUCUCACAACUUAUUACACUCGAUCUUAGCUCAAAUCCACUCCAAUGUGAUUGUCACAUUAAACCAUUAUAUCAUUGGUUAUUAACACACUAUCAAUCUGAACUUGUUCCCUACGUUCAAUGGAUAUGUGCACAACCAAAAGAACUUUCUAGUAAACAAAUCGGUUCUUUAGAAGAACAUGAAUUUCAAUGUGAACAUAUUUCAAUUGUAACAACAAGUACAGUAACGACAACAAAUGUUCCUGAGUUAACAACUGAAUAUGAAAUGAUUUCAUCAUUUAAUGCAUGGCUAAAAGAUUCUGAAACAGCUAUUCUGGAAUGGUCUUAUAUAUCAUCUCCAUUAAAAUUAAUGGUCUAUGAAAAUGGUUAUAAAUUACCCAUACUUUAUUUAAAUUCCAGUGAAAAUUAUUUUCUACUUGAAAAAUUAAAAUCUUCAACAAAUUAUUCUCUAUGCCUUCAAAUUCAUGAACAAUCAUUAUGUCGAAAUUUAAUUACGCCAACUAAGCAAGAAAUCAAAUUUGAACAAAAAGUGUUAUCUUUAUCGUCAUCAUCAUCAUCAAAAUCUAUUGAAAAAUCAUUCCUGAAUGAUAUGCAAUAUUUAAUAACUGGCGUUGCGUGUGGCAUUGUUUUUGUUUUGCUCAUACUUUUAUUAGUUGUUAUUUUUAUUAUAAAACAACGUGAUAAAUUUCUUCAUAAUUCAUCAAAAACAAUUGCCACAGAUUCAUAUUAUCAAACAACUGGGUCAGAUACAACACAAAUAGGUGGACUAUGUUCGAUAGAAGAACGUUCAAUCAAUGGGAGUACGAAUCAACAAUCAGCAUCGACAAUAACGCCGAUGUUUUAUUAUUGUCGUUCGCCACUACAAUCAAAUUGUUGUCAAGAACAGCAACCCUAUCAUUUCUAUCAUGAAAUUCCAUUCACAACGUCAUUGAAUCAUUUAAAUCCGCCGAAAUGUCUUUGUAGACCACCGAUUAUUAUUUAA
Rotaria socialis is the source of this 2361-nucleotide messenger RNA. Lineage: Eukaryota; Metazoa; Rotifera; Eurotatoria; Philodinida; Philodinidae. The record is from the annotation of a GenBank genome assembly.